Molecule: messenger RNA, 3079 nt
Organism: Pantherophis guttatus
Lineage: Eukaryota; Metazoa; Chordata; Lepidosauria; Squamata; Colubridae
Gene: PTTG1IP2
Product: PTTG1IP family member 2
Biological process (GO): protein import into nucleus
Cellular component (GO): nucleus; cytoplasm
Source: RefSeq, a predicted model, not a curated record
CUUGCGCGAAUCGGGAAAAUAAGUUCUCCCUGAAUUCUAUGGGAGCAGGUGGGCGGAGUAGUGCGUGGCUUGUCUGCUUUGCGUUGGGCGAAUUGAUGGCGGCGACCAUGGCCUGCUGGCAGCGUCUCUGGACUCUGGCCGUACUGUGCGUUUUGCUAUGCUGCUGCCCGACGAUGGGACUGGACACGGUGCCCUCUACGUCGCCUCCGCUGACUCCUGCUCCAUCAUGUUCUGUUUUUACUGGAAUGAAAUGUGAAGCAUGUAUAAAAAAUACUGCAUGUCUUUGGUGCAGUGAAAAUUCUACUUGUUUGGAUUAUCCUGUAAACAAAAUCAUGCCACCAUCAUCGUUGUGUUCACUUACAAAGUCUUACUGGGCAAUAUGUUGGGCAAGUUUGGAAGCAAUCAUCAUCACUAUAGGUGUUGUAGUCGGCAUCAUUCUGCUGUUCAUAAUUUGUUGCUGCUGUUAUUGCUGCCGCAGAUGUCGCCGGCGUUCCGAAAGGAGAGUAACCGAUGAAGAAGAAACAUUUAUUGGUGAUCGGGAAGAAAGACGACUGCAAUACGCUCAACGGAGACAUGAAAGAAGAGUGAAAUAUGAUGAGCUACGCAGAAAAUAUGGUCUGCUCCAGGAUUCCGACCAUCCCUAUAGUAGAUAUGAAAACGAAUGAAAAAAUAGUACUACUGCCUUAAAAUGAAAUGUUGAUGUUUUCAUUGCACGAAAUUUGUACAUAAAUAUUCAGUAGAACUUAAUGUUUAUUUUACUUUUUUUUUUCCUCCUUUCCUCCUUUUGGAAACAACAGUAUUAUAUUUGCAUCUAAUGAUUCUAGUAUAAAAUGCCUCAGAGGUUUCUUUUUCCCCUAUAGAAGAAAAAAAAAACUAGAGGAGUGCAAGUUUGAGGUAGAGAAACAGUUUACUUUUUCUUAAACAUCACAGAUGUUUGGGGAGUGAGGGGAACAAUACUGUCAUCCUUUCCAUGCUGCUAAAUAAAGAGGCUCUUUAAAUCUGCGUCAAGUAGGUGUUGGCAAGUAUUUGACACUGCAGAGGUGAGGCAUCACACAAUCAUAGCUUACACCACCUUUAUGUUAAUAGAAUACAAAGGGUGUAAGUGAAAGAAUCUUGCUGGCUAGCCGGUACUUUCAGCACCAUCAGAUUCUUGAAUAUGGCCUUUUAAUCACUGCAGCCUUCCACAGUCUCUCAGCUCAAGUUCUUGAAAUUGGCUUUUUCCAGUAUUUAAACGUCCUGAUUGCAAUGGAUUAUAUCGUCCCUGAUCCUUUGUACUUAAGGAAAGACCACCUAAAUGAACACUUGACUUUAAAAAAGAAAAUUUAAGAAGAUAGUAAAAAUUUGUAGUAUUAUAUCAAAAAUCUGAGUUAACAGCUUUCCAUUUUGAUCUCUGUACAUUCGUAGAUUGUGUUGAAAAGUCUUGUUCUUGAUUCAUUCCUCAAGCAAUUAUCUACUUUUUCUAAUAAUGUACAAGAACUAUCUGUUUACUUUUUUCUAAUGUACAAAUUUUUUGUAUAUAUUUCUGUCUAUAUAAUCAUUCCUAACAUCUAUCAAAGCAGAUAUUUCCAAUAUCUAUGCUACUGUAUAAUUAAAAUAGAAUCACUAAAUGGUUCACGGCACUGUGCUUCAGACUUGAAGAGAAGAAAAUGCUUUGAAGCUCAAUGGAUGUUCCUCCUCCUUCAGGCCAACUAUGUAUUUUGUGUGGAUCACGUAGAUAACCUUCACAGCCGUACCAGUAUCCCAGGCUGUUCGAUUUAGCAGCAGUUAAGCUGGUAUGGACAUAUGCAUCCAUGUACACUCAAAGGUACAUUUUUCUUUUUACAUCUGAAGCACAGCAUAGCUGCUUUAUUUAGAUAUUCAUAGUUAAAGCUGUUUUUCUUAAGCAGGGAAGAAAAAUGAUCUAAUAAAGACUGAAAUUGCUUUAUAGUGAACAUUGCAUAACAAUUUGAAAAUGGUGGGAAACAGGGUGGCUUCAGUAGAAUACUUUCUUUUCCAAAAGAACAUGCUGUAAUAUUUUAUUGUGGGUAACAUUCCUCCUCUGUAUUUAACAAACCUACAUGCUUUGUCAUGUCAUUAUGCAGCUGAAGUUUCUUAAACAAAACUGAAAACUAGGGCUCAUUAAUCUUAUAUUCAUUAUGAAGAUGUGAUUUUCAGGAAUAACUCACCACAGUUUUCCCGUAUCAAAUUUGCUUUGCGUAGUUAAUGGUCUUUCAGAAAUAGUGUGAAAAGGGACAUGUUGAGCCAAAGGAAGAACAGUCUUGUUCUGUUAAUUGAAACUUUCACCCAAUCAAAUACAAUGUGAGGCCACCAAUGAGACUAAACAGAUCAAUUGUAUAUUUCCAUCUUAAACUGGAGCAAUAGACAUUUAUUACUUUAUAAACUUUUUUUUUUGAAAAAUUUUAAGUAGAAACAUAUCUACCCAAAUUGUUUGUAAUGCCAUUUGAAAUAAUGUGGCCGGUUUAUCUUUCACCUUAUUUAAACCAGAUUCGUGAUUUUUGAGAACUUACAGCUUUGGAUACUAUUUCUGUAGUGAGUUCUCACUGGAGAUAUCUUGUGAAGGUGGAAGCUGCAUGUGAUAUGGAAAUAUAUUUUUUAUUUGAUCUGAAUAGUUAAUUGGACUGCUAGCAACUUCUCUUAGGUAUCUGAUGGAUAAACAUUUAUUUGAGCUUAUUUUGUGAAUGAUUAAUGUGAAAAUGUAAUUGCACCUUCUGCUUUUGAUUGCUAUAUUAGCCUUGCUGUUUAGUAUUCCUCUUUUCUCUGGACAACCAUCUAUAUAGAUUAUCUCAGAAUAAUAAUUUGUGAAUCCGCCAAGGAUGACAGAUCAUGAAAAUUUUGCCUCAAUAAACCUUUAGAAGGCUUCAAGAUGUGUAAAGUUUUGUACCUAGCUAUGAUAUGUGUACAACUGGAGGAUAUGUUUUAGUGUUUUCUAAUUCAGAUGAAAAUUGCAUUAAUAAAAAAAAAAUCACUUUGUAUAUUAUACUUUAUUUAAUUGUUUAUUUUCAUGUUUUACUUUGUUUAAUUUUGUAUUUUGUUAUGUUUGCAAAUGUGGAUUAUCACUAUAAUAAACAAAUUAAGGAUA